Messenger RNA from Colletotrichum navitas, 800 nucleotides. RefSeq lists its product as uncharacterized. The record is from RefSeq and is a predicted model, not a curated record. Bases 149 to 616 code for a protein of 155 amino acids. NCBI's taxonomy places the organism in Eukaryota, Fungi, Ascomycota, Sordariomycetes, Glomerellales, Glomerellaceae. The transcript has a single exon.
CAGCAGGCAGCAGGGGGGAAGGCGCUAAUGUAGGCUUUGAACAGGGAGGGCAACGGGGGGCUGCAGCAGCCCGCAGCUCGUGUUUUCGACGAUGACUUCGAGCCGAGGCGAGGCCUUUCACGAGACCACCAAUCUCCACGCGUGACCAAUGGAAUUCGCCAAACGGCAAUUUGGGGGAUCGGCCGAACCGCUGCUCAGUCCGUCGACAUCGUUGCCCCGGCGGAAACUGAGUCGUGCUUCGGACGUCCUGGACAGGAAAAGAAACCGUCUGCCCGGCCGAUCGGCAGGUUCCAGCUUUGUGGGACAGCGAUUAACCGGAGUGCCAGACGGGCAGCCGGGCCCCCAUGUCGCAUACCAGCCUCUCCUACAGGAUCCGGAUGUUUGGGCUAGGGGGUGGUUCAGAAAUACCAGAAGCACGAAGGAGCGUUCUCGUUCCUUGGGGCCUCGGAAAGGGAAAGAGGAGGAGAAAGGACGCCUCUGCCGACUCCGCGGCAUACGGAAACGCGAUGCCGUCUGCAGAGACCGUGUUAGAAAUCUAGCCCACACACGCGCAGCGGCAGCGGCACGACAUCACGAUCUCCGCCCCGAGUCAAGCCAGGGAUCCGCAGAGGUAUAAGCUUGUGGCUGGGAGAUGUCGAUGUUCACCGCACAUAGGGCCACAAUCUGUUCAGUUGAGCACCCCCCCCCCCCUCAAAAAAAAAAAAACAACCACUCUUUCCCGAGAUUGCGUAAUGUCUUACCUUCUUUUCCCGUGUUCGAGCUAGAGGCUUUCGACGCGGAGGCUGCUGCACCGUAUGCGC